Hypanus sabinus (Atlantic stingray) is the source of this 6858-nucleotide messenger RNA. RefSeq names its product beta-crystallin B2-like. The coding region runs from base 5355 to 5975 and encodes 206 amino acids. The transcript is spliced from 5 exons. Gene Ontology annotation, molecular function: structural constituent of eye lens. The record is from RefSeq and is a predicted model, not a curated record. Gene Ontology annotation, biological process: lens development in camera-type eye; visual perception. NCBI's taxonomy places the organism in Eukaryota, Metazoa, Chordata, Chondrichthyes, Myliobatiformes, Dasyatidae.
GGCACUCAAAGGACUUAUCCUUCUUGGUGGUAGAUUUAGGAGGUGCAUAAUGAGCGGACUAGGAGAGUAAUUGCAAUGGAAUUUGAAAAUUGUAUAUACUGCAGCUACCAUAUGCCAGCCUUGGAGGCAAUGAACGCUUGUAAUGGUGAAUAGAUUACCUAAUCAAGUGUAAUGAUUGGUCUUGAAUGGUGUCAAGUUUCUUAACGACAGUUGGAGCUGCAAAUAUGCAGAUAAGUGUAGAAUAAGGUAAGCGACUGAGUCAUGACUCAAAUGUAAGAAAACGAAAGGUAACCAACCAUGGACUUGCUUUCUAGCCAUAGUAUUUAUGUGCCUGAUCCAGUUUAUCUUCCAGUUGAUACUCACCACCACUAUCUCCUCACCCCAGAUAAGUUAAUGAGAUGGGAUCAUGGAAAGAAAACCACUGAAUGAAAAAAGCAAGUGGUUAGGCUGAUGAUAUUGGCACUUCACUCAACCCUGGAAAAUCUGGACAGCGUACACCAGGAUUCCCCUUAUUAACUACAACUUGACAAUGAAUACCAUAAUCCCCUCGAAACUAAUCAAUAAGCUCCAAGGCCUUAGUCUCAAUACCUCCUUGUGCAAUUGGAUCCCCAAUUUCGUCACAGUUCAGAUUGGUAACAACAUCUCCUCCACAAUCUCCAUCACCACAAGUGUGUGCUUAGACCUUGCUCUACUCGCUUUACAUUUAUGACUGUGUGGUUAAGCACAGCUCCAAUGCCGUAUUCACAUUUGCUGGCAACACCACUGUUGAAGGCCGAAUCAAAGGUGGUCAUGAAUCAGCACAUACGAGGAAGAUUGAAAAUCUGUCUGAGUGAUGCCACAACAACAACCUCUCACUCAACGUCAGCAACACCAAGGAGCUGAUUAUUGACUUCAGGAGGAGAAAAUGGGAGGUCCGUGAGCCAGUCCUCAUUGGGAGAUCAGAGGUGGAGAAAGUUGGCAACUUAAAAUUCUUCGGUGUUAACGCCUCUACUUCCUUAGGAAGAUUCAGCAUGACUUCUUUAACUUUGACAAACUUCUAUAGAUAUGUAGCAGAGAGGAUAUUGACUGGCUGCAUCACAGCUUGGUAUGGAAACUAAUGUUUUUGAAUAGAAGAUCCUUCAAAAAGUAGUGGAUAUGGCCCAAUCCAUCACUGGUAAAGCCCUCCCCACCAUUGAGCACAUGUACAUGGAGCGUUGUCACAGGAAAGCAACAUCCAUCAUCAGGGGCCCCCACUACCUAUGUCAUGCUCUCUUCUCACUGCUGCCAUCAGGAAAGCACAGGAGCCUCAGUGCUCAUACCAUUAGGUUCAGGAACAGGUCCAUCAGGUCCUGAACCAGAGGGGAUAACUUCACUCAACUUCUCUUGCCCCAUCACCAAACUGUUCCUACAACCUAUGGACUCACUUUCAAGGAUUCUUCAUCUUAUUAUUUCUUCUUUUUUUUCUUUUUGCAUUUGCAUAGUUUGUUUUUUUUUGCACACUUGUCCUCUUUUUUGGUGCAGUCUUCUAUUAAUUUUAUUAUAACCAUAUUACCAUAUAACAAUUACAGCACGGAAACAGGCCAACUCGGCCCUUCUAGUCCAUGCCAAAUUAUGGUCAUUGGAUUUAUUAGAAUGCCUGCAAGAAAAUGAAUCUCAGGGUUGUAUAUAGUGACAUAUAUGUACUUCGGAAAUAAAUUUACUUUGAACUUUUGAAGUUUUGUUGUAAAUAACAGUUGCCAGGAAAUUUGUGGUGUAAAAGUGAUCAUUUUGCAAACCGAUGUCAGUUUAAUCAGGGCUCACUGAUGCCACACUCAACUAAAUAGUGCCUUGAAGUCAAGGCAAUGAGUUUCAACUCAUCUCUGGACGACCACUUUCUUCCAUGUUUUGACCAAAGCUGUGAUGAGAGCUGGUACCAAGUAAGUUAUUACUGAAUAAGGACUGCUUGGUAAUACUACUGUUAUUUCCCACAACUUCACUGACGACCUAGAUGAGACCCAUUUUAUUUUAUUUUUAUUAUAAUACAGCGUGGAGUAGGCCCUUCCAGCUCUUUGAGCUCUGCCACCCAGCAAUCCCCCGACUUAACCCUAUAUGAUAAUUUACAAUGACCAGUUACUCUACCGACCAGUAUUUCUUUGGACUGUGGGAGAUAACCAGAGACCCGGUGGAAAUCCUUGCAACCACAGGGAGAACGUACAAACUGCUUGUAGGCAGCGGUGGGAAUUGUACCCCAGUCACUGGUACUGUAAAGCAUUGUGCUAACCACGCUACUGUGGCACCCUAUUGGCUGGUAAUUAGUUUGGAUUUGUCUUGGUUUUUGUGAAUACUGUGGAUCAGGUUAAUUGGGACACAUCGGGACCAGUACAUUUUGGCCCAAUUAAGCAGCUGCCUCAUUUAACCAGGGUUUCAUAGAAAUAGUCAGAAACCUAUAAAAAAGAAACACUACCAUUUAACUGAGUUACAAAUUAUGUAUUUAACUGAAAUACAGAACAGAUUAGAACACGACCAAUAAUACUAACAGUAAUAAGACUGUUAUCGAUGAAAACCACCGUAUGCUGCUGUUUUCUUUCAAUUGACUGUAAAUGAAUUACUGUAAAUGUUACUGACUGUAAUAAAAUCAGCACAGACACCUAGUGUAAACCAUGGACUAUCUUCUUACAAUAUUUUUGAGAACUGCAUCAUCCAAAUAUUCAUUUUCAUAGUAACAUUCAAGAUGACUGUUGAUGUUUUUGUAGUUCUUAACUUAUUGACGUAGUGAAAUCAUUCCACUUUCACUCCUGGCCAUUUCAGGGAAUUCCAAGGCUGAAUGUUUGAAACUGUCAAGAGCAAAACAGUUCCAAAUUGUCUUACUGCUUAUUUCUCACCAACUAUCAGUGACAAAAAUCACUGCUUUUUGAAUACAAACAUAUGCAAUUGACACCCUUUAAAUGCGCAGUGAAUGGUAAGGCACUGAGAAGUGGGGUAGAACAGAGGGAUCUGGGAAAACAGAUCCUUAAUUCCGUAAAAGUGGUGUCACAGGUAGAAAGCUUUUGGCACACCGUGCUCAUAAAUUAAUGUAUUGCGUACAGGAGUUGGGAUGUUAUGUUGAACUUGUAUAAGAUAACAAACAGUAAGGUCUAAUUUGAAAUACUGUGUCCAGUUUUUGUCACCUACCUACAGAAAAGAUGUAAAUAAGAUUGGAAGAGUGCAGACAAAAUUUACAAGUAUGUUGCCAUGACUUAUGGAGCUGAGUUACGGACUCAGGCAUGGACUAGAAGGGCCGAGAUGGCCUGUUUCCAUGCUGAAAUUGUUAUGUGGUUAUAGGGAAAGUUUGAACAGAGGCGUAUGAGAUGAUGAGAGGCAUUGAUCGUGUGGAUAGUCAGAGGCUUUCUCACAGGGCUGCCACAAGAGGGCACAGGUUUAAGGUGCUUGGGAGCAGGUACAGAGGACAUGUCCGGGGUAAGUUUUUUACACAGAGAGUGGUGAGUGCGUGGAAUUGGCUGCUGGUAAUGGUGGUGGAGGCAGAUACAAUAGAACCUUUUAAGAGACUUUUGGAUAGGUACAUGGAGCUUAGAAAACUAGAGGACUAUGGGUAACCCUCGUAACUUCUAAGGUAGGGACAUGUUUGGCACAACUUUGUGGGCCGAAGGGCCUGUAUUGUGCUGUAAAUUUUCUAUGUUUCUAGAUUAGGACUUUAUUCCCUAGAACAUAUUAGAUUGAGGAGAGAUUUCAUAGAGGUAUACAAAAUUAUGAGGGGUAUAGAUAGGGUAAAUACAAGCAGGCUUUUUCCACUGACGUUCAGUGGGACAACAAUUAGAUACCAUUGGUUAAUGGUGAAAGGUAAAACAUUUAAGGGGAACAUAAGUGAGAACCUCUUCACUCAAGCGUGAUGAGAGUGUGGAACGAACUGCUGGUGCAAGUGGUGGAUUCAGUAUCAAUUUCAAAAGUUAAGAGAAAUUUGGACAGGCACAUGAAUGGAGGGGUUUGGAGUGCUAUGGUUUGGGUGUAGGUCGAUGAGACUAAGCAGAUUCAUAGUUUGGCACAGACUAGAUGGGCAAAGGGCCUGUUUCUGUGUUGUAGUGUUCUACGACGCUAUGGCUCUGUAACUGAUGGGAACAAAGUAAGAUCUUAAUGUGUACUUCGCACCCAGAAAUUUACUUUUUAUCUGCAAAGUUCAAAAAAGCUUGAGUGUUCUACAACUGAACUCAAUGGUCAUCUGAGACACUGAACUAAAAUAAAGAUGUCUACAUUUUGAAUGAAUAAAACUACAAGAAUUUAAUGGACAGUUCAAGUAACAAACGGAACUGUUCAUAGAAGAGUUGGUCGCAGAUACUAAAUUACAAUCUGAUUUCUAAAAGCACUUUGUGUUUACGUAGAUACUCAUCAGUAGUCAAGAAAAAAAGAGAAAGAUGGAAAAAAGUAGCAGUUAUCCAACAUAUGUUAAGAGGAACAUCAUGAAGAAAUAAACAACAUACUUAUAGCUCAUGGAUGUUAACCCAUUGGAAUUGAUUUUUUUUUUACAGAAUUAGGAUAAUCUCUAAAUCUCUAAAUAUUAUAAAAUUGAUCAUUUUAAAUCGACUCAAAAAUAAUUUUUUAUGGGAGAGUUGGUGAAAUUUAUCACCUUAAGUUCUUGUUCUUCUCACAGUUAUGGUGCGAUUUCUGUGAUUAAAAGAAUCGCAGAAUCAAGCGUACAUGCUGGGAGGCAGAUUGUGAUAUUUUUGGCAAUUGGUUCAUUUUAAUUUCACAGUGUAUUAAUUUGCACGAUAUAUUUUGAUAUAAAUUAAGUCAGAAAUAAAGGAAUGGCAGAGCUCAAUGCUGAGAAUGUGUAAUUCAACAGUUUUGAGUCCACAUCUUGCAAACAAAAGAUUGAACAGUGUCACACACAAAAUGCUGGAGGAACUCAGCAGGUCAGGCAGCAUAUAUGGAAAUGAAUAAAAGGUCGAUGUUUUGGGCCGAGACCCUUCUUCAGGACUGGAAUGGAAUGGGAAGAUGCCAGAAUAAAAGUCCUGAUGAAGGGUCUCGGCCCAAAACGUUGACUACUCAUUUCAACAGAUGCUGCCUGACCUGCUGAGUUCAUCCAGCUUUUGUAUGUGUUGGCCAGAAUAAAAAGGUGGGAGGGAGGGAUAGGAGGAUAGUUAGAAGAUGAUAGGUGAAGCCAGGUGGGUGGGAAAAGUAAAGGUAAAGGUAAAGGAAGGAAUUUGACAGGAGAGGAGAGUGGACCAUUGGAGAAAGGGAAGGAGGAAGGGACCCAAGGAUAGGUGAUAGCAAAGUGAGAAUUGAAUAUCAAUGUUACUCUGACUUCAAAACAUAAAGCAUUAUGGUUUGAUUUUAUAGCUAUCCAACAUAUAACCAGUUUACCCCUUUCUAUUAGCUUUUACAGAAAUACACACUCAGCAAAAAUGGCAUCUGAACAGAACCCAACACCUAAACAACACCCAACAUCAACUGCUGCCCAUAAGAUUGUUCUGUUUGAGCAAGAGAAUUUCCAGGGCCGUUGUCAUGAGCUGAAUGGCCCCUGCCCCAAUUUGAAAGAGGCCGGAGUGGGGAAAGUUGGCUCCAUUGUUGUACACAGUGGACCUUGGAUUGGCUAUGAACAGGCUGGCUGCAAGGGUGAACAGUUUGUAUUUGAGAAAGGAGAGUAUCCUCGCUGGGACACUUGGACAAACAGUCGCCGAAGUGACAAUAUUGGUUCCUUCAAACCUGUGAAACUGGAUGGGCAGGAGCACAAGAUCAUUCUUUAUGAAAACCCCAACUUCACUGGAAAGAAAAUGGAAAUCAUAGAUGAUGAUGUGCCAAGCUUCCAUGCUCAUGGAUACCAGGAGAAAGUGUCAUCCAUUCGUGUUCUGAAUGGAACAUGGGUUGGCUACCAGUACCCAGGCUACAGAGGCUACCAGUAUCUGCUUGAGAAGGAAUACAAGGACAAUAGUGAAUUUGGAGCCCAGCAGCCUCAGAUCCAGUCUGUCAGACGUAUUAAGGAUAUGCAGUGGCAUCAGAGGGGCGCCUUUCAUCCCACCAACUGAAUAGCACCUCUGCUCUCAUCAUCAGUUUCUCACUGAAUUGCCGCUAAAUUCCUAACCACGGGUUAAAUGAAUGCUUUCCUACAGUAUUCUGUAUGAAUAUGACAGCUGAGCCAAUUCAAUAAAGUCCUGCAUUUCAAACUUACCUCCUCUAUUAUGUGUUUGUUUUUUAGUAUUAAUUUGCUACAUUGCAAGAAAAGAAAUACUGGAUGUUCCACAAUAUUCAAUCUUGUUCAUGGUGAUGUUCUGUGGGACUAAUUCACUCAACAGCUUGGCUGUAAAAUAAACUUAGCUGCGGAGAAGUUACAGUUAAUGGUUGGUUACAAAUGAUCUUUAUAUUCAGUGGCAUGUAUCAAAAAUUAGCUUCGUGAGUUACCAUUGUCCAAUGGUAUGUAUUGGAGAUUGCCUCGGUCGACUGUGAAUAUCUUACAGGGGAAGCUAGAUAGUGAUCAGAAUUCUAUGCAACAAAACUUGGCAUAGUUCUUUGGAGAAUUUGGGGAAUUACAGGUACUUAACAAUUUAAAUCUAUGUGCAUGACUUGUAAAUUUUUUAACAAACAGGCCAUAAUCUAUUGGCAGAGCAAGGGGAAAUAUACCCACAAUAUAUAACACUACAGCCAUUACUGUACUACCAAGAUUUUUACAACAUUCAAUAUUUGAUUAUUUGAUGCAUCUUUCAUUAGUGAAUUAGAUGACUAAAUUUUCACACAGUUCUUUUCUAACAGCACUUUGAACAACACCAUUUAUAUGAGAAGUGCUCUAUAAAUAAGUUAUUAUUAUCGCCAUCAUUAACAGCAUUGAUCCUUGAACAGAACUGGAUCUUCUCAGAUACUUUAAGAACACAUUAUUCCUAACGUGUCUGAGAAGAUCAAAGCUAAGAGGUGUUA